CCCCGACCUCGUAGGCGAGCAGGGCCUAGGGGUGAGGCUUUUCGAUAAUGUCGUACCUUCCGCUCCCUCCCCUUUCCGAUAACCGAAGGGGGUACAGCGUUUUGAAAACGCCGUACCCGUUCCGGCCCUGUAUGUGGACAGUGCCGAGAGGGUACGACGUUUCGAAAAUGCCGCACGCCUUGGGUUUCUGGGAGGUGAACGGAUGGCGAGGGGAACGGACGAAGUAUGGUGUUUCCAAAACGCCGUACCCACGUUUGAUCAAGAUGAUGACGAUCAGCGUUUCGAAAAUGUCGUACCCACUUUUGAUAAAGAUGAAGACAAUCAGCCCUCGUCUUCUUGUCUCGAUAGGUACAUGGAAGACGGAGACGCUUCAGCAGCGCGAGUCAACAUGUCAGAACAAACGAGUGUGUCAGCAGUGGCGAGUGAUUGUUGUGCCUUCAUGGCAUUGGUCUUUCGGAUUCUCAUCCCGGCUGCCGAGCGUUUGUUGCUUGCCCAUGCCCAAGCAACGCUUUUCAGUCGGAGGCCGGCGGAGGCCGGCGGAGGCAGUCGUGGGCAGUCGGAGGCCGGCGGAGGAAGUGGGGGGCCGGCGGAGGCAGUCGCGGGCAGGUGGAGGCCGGCGGAGGCAGUCACGCGCAGGCGGAGGCAGGUGGAGGCAGGCGCGGGCAGUCGGAGGCCGGUGGAGGAAGUGGGGGGACGGCGGAGGCAGUCGCGGGCAGGCGGAGGCCGGCGGAGGUAGUCGCGGGCAGGCGGAGGCAGGUGGAGGCAGUCGCGAGCAGGCGGACGUCGCGUUCGAGCACAGGUGCACACUCGCGAAUGACACUGCAGCAAAGUGGCCUGUGUUGUGCGCCGAGGUUGGUAUUCUGCAAACUGGUGCUGAAGUUAUAAAGCUCGCGAUAAAGGCAGAGGCAGACGAUUACAAGGACUUGGUGUGGAGAGGGAUGAGGAGAUGUGACUUCUCUCUCUACAGGGAGUAUGCCACUUAUAGAUGUUCUGAUUUCAAGGACUAUCCCUGGUCGGAGAAGAAUGAGGCCGUGACUGAGGAAGUGAAGGAGAUACGGGACAUGGUGAAGGGAUUGACGAGACAGGUUACAGAGAUUGUGACCACAACGGGGGCCACGGCCUACCGGGACAAACCUGGAGGGCCCUAUUCACUUCGCUGGGACCGUAGGAACAACGAUUCCUGGAGGAGUGUCGAGGAUAGAAAUCAUCGGACGUUGACUGAUUAUCGUACGAGGGGAAGAGAGAGAGACGAUGAACCAUGGCGACGUAGGGAUGAUGAGAUAGACCGAGACCGCAGAGAUCGCGAGCCGUUUGCGCGAGCGAGGAGGCUGGAUGAUUACCCGCGAAGCCCUCUCUAUGAGGCCGAUCGGGGUAGAGGCGACUCCCGCGGCGGAUGGGAGACGGAUCAGGGCCGACGAGAUGGAUAUAGGGACGACAGAUAUGAGAGAUCGGACCGAGACGGAUAUAGGGACGACAGAUACGAGAGGUCGGGUCGAGAUGGCUACAGAGGUGGUAGGUAUGAAAGAGGAGAUCGGGACUGGGAACGACGAGAUGGGUCGCGCGGACGGUUUGAGCGCGAGGGAGAACAGCGCGAUGAGUCGCGGGGGUGGUACAACCGAGGRGRCCAACGCGAUGAGACACGAGGGCGAUAUGACUCAGGGGACCGCCGGGAUAAUUCGCGAAGGCAGUAUGAGCAAGGAGGGUCUGGAGGAGACCGCCGCAACGAUUCCCGCGGUCGGAAUGAGAGAGGGCGAUAUGGCGUCUCAUCAGAACCAUAUCCCAAGUCGCCUGACCCCAAGGCAGCCAGGGGUUCGAUCUCGAGAAGUGCAGACGACAGGCCAUCUACUCCCAGGAACUCAUGCAAUUACUGUAGAGGAAAAGAUUAUAUCAAGAGGGAUUGCCCGAACCUCAAACGGGCAAUAGAUGAGGGACUUGUCAUGCUUGACGACCACAAGUACGUCAAGUGGGCAGAUGGUCUGGGAGAUGUAUUGAUGUUCCCUUCGAUGAAGGAGAAUCUCGAAGCGAGGAGAGUAAAGAAAAGGAGCCGGUCAGGAGCUAUUCUUCUCGAUGGAAUGGAAGGUGUGCCUCCAGACAAGUUUUAUAUACUUGGUAGAGGGGCCGUGGAGACGAUUAUAAACGAUGGAGCGAUACUCGAUGCUGUGAUCGGUAACGGCAGUGGGGCUGUCAUCAUAGACGAGGACCUGGCAGUGCAGGUUGGACUGGGCCUCGAUAGGUCAUACCUAUUCGAGAUAGAGACGGCUGAUGGGAGAAAGCAACAGAUCACUGGGGUUUGUCACAAGGCAGCCAUAGAGGUCCAAGGGGUACGAGUGACCCUGCCUGUCUUUGUAGUCAAGAACUGCAACUCCGACCUGCUCUUGGGACGAACGUGGCUGAGCCACAUGCAUGCGGUGACAAUAGAGCGACCUGAUGGGAGCCAAACAUUGUCCAUUAGGAAGCCAGACGGGACGCGGGUAAUGAUUGAGACAGCGGAGCCUUGGGACCCGAGGAACAGAGCGGCUCUCGCUGUGGGUGCGAGACCCAGUGAACAGAUUAAGUCGUUACCUAUCUUCGGCCGCGCGGUGCGAUUUCGCGAGACAAAAUAUGGACCACUGCUUACAGAGGAAGAAGGUCGGAUCGUGGAGGUGGAAGAUUUAGGGAGUCGACUAAUAGUGAACGAUAACUCGUACCCAAAGGAAAAAUAUGAGGAACUUGGCGGUGUGGUAUCCAAGGAGAAGGAAGAAGUUAUCGCUUUCCUGAAAGAAAAUAUGGUUUCCCACGUUGCGGAGCCGUCUGAUAGCGAUUAUGCUAAUCGAUGGUUCUUCCUACGAAAGCCGAAUGGCAAGAUCCGAUGGAUCCAGGAACUUCAGAAGGUCAACGCGGUGAUGAUACGAGACGUGGGCUCCGUGCCACACGCCGAUUUACUGGCAGAGGGCGCCGCAGAUAUGCCGGUGACGAAACUCAACGCCAUUUCUGCACAUCUUCAUAAACACGACCAGGAGCCGGGACCCACUCGAGUAAACCGGGAAGAGGAGGGAAGAGGAGGGAAGAGGAGUAGGGAGGACAAGGACUAUGACGAUGACGAACGAGGGAGGAACGAGGGAAGAGGAGGGAAGAGGAGGGAAGAGGAGUAGGGAGGACCUUCGAUUGGUCAUCAUAUACCACCUGUCCAACAAACAAGCAAACGAAAA
Chara braunii is the source of this 3188-nucleotide messenger RNA. Lineage: Eukaryota; Viridiplantae; Streptophyta; Charophyceae; Charales; Characeae. The record is from the annotation of a GenBank genome assembly.